Zasmidium cellare ATCC 36951 is the source of this 1584-nucleotide messenger RNA. RefSeq lists its product as uncharacterized. Lineage: Eukaryota; Fungi; Ascomycota; Dothideomycetes; Mycosphaerellales; Mycosphaerellaceae. The coding region runs from base 1 to 1584 and encodes 527 amino acids. The transcript has 3 exons. Gene Ontology annotation, molecular function: magnesium ion binding; pyruvate kinase activity; potassium ion binding. The record is from RefSeq and is a predicted model, not a curated record. Gene Ontology annotation, cellular component: cytoplasm. Gene Ontology annotation, biological process: glycolytic process.
AUGGGUGACUCUCUCAUCCACCAGGAGUAUGGCCGCACCCGUGUGCAAUGGCUGGCCUCGCUCAACACCGAGUACCACCCGCCGACCCAGUUUCGCCGGACCAGCAUCAUCUGCACCAUUGGCCCCAAGACCAACUCGGCAGAGAAGAUCAACAUGCUCCGCACCGCCGGUCUCAACGUCGUCCGCAUGAACUUCUCCCACGGCAGCUACGAGUACCACCAGUCGGUCAUUGACAACGCCCGCAAGGCAGAGAAGGAGCAGGCAGGUCGUCCAGUUGCUAUUGCUCUGGACACCAAGGGCCCAGAGAUCCGAACUGGCAACACGCCUGGUGACGAGGACAUCCCCAUCUCCGCCGGCAGCGAGAUCAACAUCACCACCGAUGACAAGUAUGCCACCGCCAGCGACAACAAGAACAUGUACGUCGACUACAAGAACAUCACCAAGGUCAUUGAGAAGGGACGUACCAUCUACGUCGACGACGGUGUCCUCGCAUUUGAGGUGCUGGAGGUGACCGACGACAAGACGCUCAAGUGCAAGGCGAUCAACAAUGGCAAGAUCAGCAGCAAGAAGGGUGUCAACCUUCCCAAGACGGACGUUGAUCUGCCAGCUCUGUCAGAGAAGGACAAGGCCGACUUGAGGUUUGGUGUCAAGAACCGGGUCGACAUGGUCUUCGCCAGCUUCAUCCGCCGCGCUGAGGACAUCACCGCCAUCCGCGAAGUUCUCGGCGACGAGGGCAAGGACAUCCAGAUCAUUGCCAAGAUUGAGAACCAGCAGGGUGUCAACAACUUCGACGAGAUCCUCAAGGUCACUGACGGCGUCAUGGUUGCUCGUGGUGACUUGGGCAUUGAGAUCCCACCAGCUCAGGUUUUCAUUGCCCAAAAGAUGAUGAUCACGAAGUGCAACAUUGCCGGCAAGCCCGUCAUUUGCGCAACUCAGAUGCUGGAGAGCAUGACCUACAACCCACGCCCAACGCGUGCCGAAGUCAGCGACGUUGGCAACGCUGUGCUGGAUGGUGCCGACUGCGUCAUGCUUUCAGGAGAGACCGCCAAGGGCAACUACCCCAAGGAGGCUGUCACCAUGAUGCACGAGACGUGCUUGCUUGCGGAGAUAGCAAUUCCGUACGUCAACGCCUACGACGAGCUCAAGCAGCUCGCCCCACGACCUGUGCCAACCACGGAGAACUGCGCCAUGGCUGCUGUGUCUGCAUCCCUCGAGCAGAAUGCUGGUGCCAUUCUCGUCCUGACCACCUCGGGUAACACUGCCCGUCUCAUCUCCAAAUACCGCCCAGUCUGCCCCAUCAUCAUGGUCACCCGAAACGGCGCCGCCUCCCGCUACUCUCACCUCUACCGCGGCGUAUACCCCUUCCACUACGACGUCGAGAAGCCCGACUUCAAGGCCACCCCAUGGCAAGAGGACGUGGACAACCGACUGAAGUGGGGAAUCAAGAACGCCAUCCGUCUUGGCGUGCUCAAGAAGGGCGCCGCAGUCAUUUGCGUUCAGGGCUGGCGAGGCGGCAUGGGCCACACCAACACCCUGCGUGUGGUGCCCGCCGAGGACGAUCUGGGACUGGACCAGAAUGCUUAG